Dalotia coriaria is the source of this 1623-nucleotide messenger RNA. RefSeq lists its product as uncharacterized. The transcript is spliced from 2 exons. NCBI's taxonomy places the organism in Eukaryota, Metazoa, Arthropoda, Insecta, Coleoptera, Staphylinidae. Gene Ontology annotation, biological process: microtubule anchoring. The record is from RefSeq and is a predicted model, not a curated record. The coding region runs from base 323 to 1384 and encodes 353 amino acids. Gene Ontology annotation, cellular component: centrosome.
UUAAUAAUUCCGAUUGUAACACGAUCUCUAAUUUAAAUAAUUUAUUUUCUGCUUUGAUUCAAAUUGUUUGUAUGCAUUUGUAUGCGAAUAUUUUGUAAUAUUUAUUUUAUACAAAUUAUCACGUUUACCCAUUCCAGUUGACCGUUGUUUUUGAAGAUCGGAUUCUAUUUGAUGACAAUUCCAAUUUCUUCCGUUGCCUUCAUUCGCUUGGUUACUAAUUUUAGGUUAGAAAAGUGCCUAUACAAACAUUUUUAUAAACAAAGUUAUUGUAAACUUCAAAAGAACCGUGCCUAUUCUUGUGAUACUAAUCUAUUUUUAAAAGAUGUCGGUUGAAGAAGAUACAGAACUGAGAGAUUUGGUUCAACAAUCACUGGAAGCUAAUGGCUCACUAGCUAAAAUAAGGGCUCAAAUUAGAGCCUGCACAUUUAUGGCACUCAUUGAAGAAGAGAAGCUGCAGACAAAACCAUCAUUUCACAAUCAUAAAAUCAAAUCUCAAUUAGAACAACCAGAAGGCCAACUUCUCUUUGCACUGGUGCAUGAAUUUUUGGAAUAUUACAACAUGCAUUACACAUUAAAACUCUAUGAGUCUGAGACAUAUCAAAGUGCCUACUCAUACAAUGGAAGAAACAAACUGCUCAAUGAUUUACACUUAAAUGAUGAUGAUUUAUCAUCCCCACUAUUAUCUCAAUUAUUGGGAAGUUAUCUCAAAGAUGUUCCUAAUGUUAACGGCAUGGAUGGAUCUUCAAAUGGCCAUUUAUUACAGGAAACCAAAGCACAAGUGCCUCUUUUGAAUCAAACAUUUAAUGUGCACAUUGAUAGUAAACCAAACACUCCUCGAUCUGUUAAUUCUGAUGGCAGAGAAGAUACUUAUGAAGGUACUAGUUCUAUUGCUGAAGAUAGUAUUAAGGAUAAAAGCUCAGUAGAGACAGAGAAGGACCAAGAGUUUAAUGAAACAGAUCAUUCAAGCUCUGGAAUGAAUGGAUUUCAAUCAAAUAAUCAAUCUCAUUCUGCAGAAGUUGAGAAAAGUGAGAAAACGUCCAAGUCUGAAAAAUAUCGCAGCAAGUCACCACGCGAGCACGGUUCGAAUAAGUCACGAGAUUUUGUUCUGCCAUCAUUGUACACCUCGAAUCAAGAAUUUGAUGAUAAUUUAGAUAACUAUGAGGAAGACUUUAUGUCUACAAGUGAGGUAGAAUUGAAAACAGAAGUCAGUCCUCAUUCUCCGACCAGUUUAAAUUUUGAUAAAGCAUCUUUAAAAUCUCCGAUUAAAGAGAGUGAUAUAUCUGGAACAAGCGCUGCGAAUGAAACUAAUGCGUCUAGCAUAAAUAGCGAAGAUUUCGAAUUAAAUUCGACUGUCGAUGAAAUACUCAAGUCAAACUCAAACUAAAGUAACAAAUGAGAUCGUAAAUCCCAAAAUUUUGUUACUUCAAUCAUCAUGUACUUAAAGAUAUGAAUUAGUUUAAGCUUAUUUAUUACGUUCGUCUUAAUUUUCCAGUUUAUAAUUUACGAAUCAAUCGAAUGCUUGUUGAUAGGAACCAUGUACUUAAAAUAUUCAUUGUGCCUUAAUUUAAUUGUUUCAAAUGUGAAUGAUAUGAAUAAAAUUAAUAUAAAAAAAGUAUAAGCCGA